AUACAUUCCUGUCAAUCUCACAAAGGUUGUUAUGUAGUGUCAGGGGAUAACCAUUUGUAUUUGUUUUUGGCCGUAAGGAUGAAGGGGUCGCUGCAAUGUUUCACGGUUCUGCUGCUUAGUGGACUUUGCUCUGCUGGGCCGGCAGGGAAAGAGUUUGCCACAGCCUUCAUGCAAAAUUAUAUUGAAGACUAUAAAGGCUCAAGCUUUAAGAUUGAAGUGGCAUCUCCCCCCACCUCCCUCCAACCCACUAAGGUCAAGGUAACUGCCCUUGGGAAGGUCUAUGAGAAGACAGUUGACCCUGGUAAAAGCGUGUCCUUUGACUUACCCAAAGGAGUAGAGAUGAUUGGCAGUAAAAAGAACCUCCCCACUGUCCUGAUCGAAGCUUCCCAGGAGGUCACAGUGUUGUCACUCAACUACAAAAAGGAAACUGCUGACACCUCUGUUGUCUACCCCGUGAAGGACUGGGGAACAGAGUACUUCAUCUUCACCCCCAUGUCGACCGCUGGUGAUAGGUUCUCCAAAGAGUUUUCCAUCAUCAACUACAAAGAGAAGAACUUUGGGGUUGAGGUCUAUCUGACUGGCCCGGUGACAUUCCAAAGGCAAAAGUAUUUUGCAGGAAGCAAGCUGACAAUCGAUCUUUUGCCCUUUGAGAGUGUACAGAUUCAGAGCCAGUUUGAUCUGAGUAGCACCAAAGUGAUCUCUAAGUUUCCAGUAGGAGUUCUCUCAGGACACAGCUGUACUAAGAAAUAUACUGGCUGCAACCAUGUCUAUGAGCAGCUCCAGCCCGUUAAGAGUUGGGGGAAGGAAUUCAUUGUUGCACCACUGCCUUUCCAUAAAGACAUCAACAGAUAUGAUAGUCUUUAUAUCCAAACAUCUCAGUUCACUCAAGUCAAAGUCAUUCAAACUGGUAUCGAUUUCCUUACACUACCAAUGUUCCCAGGACAAUCAUUGGAGCUCAUUGUCACCUGGCCAAAUUCCUAUUACUUGAGUGCUGACAAAGGCAUUCAGGUCCUGUAUGAGUUCAACGGAGGUGACAUAGGAAAGAAGCAAUACUACGACCCUUUUCUGUUCACCAUUCUACCAACUGAUCAAUUCAGCACUUCAUACUCUCUAGAAGGGCAAGCUGGCUUCCACAACAUGUUCGUAAUGGUGGCUCUUACCAAGGACCUGGGUGGGUUCACGGUAGACAAGCUCCCAAUGCCCUUAAAAAUUGAGUGGCACAAAGUGGACGGAACUGAGUACUCAUGGGCUGAGGUCUUGUAUGGUACUGGAGCUAGCUUCCACCAGAUAGCCCACGCUAACUCCCCAUUCGCUAUCUACAGCAUUGGUGGAGCUUAUGCCAAUGGCUAUGGAUCGCCUGCCUCUGGUAACCCAGAUGCCCCUGAAUGCCCAGAGAACAGCCACUAUGAGGUGUGUGGAAGGGGCUGUCCUGCCACCUGUGAAGACCCAGAAGGUCCCUCCAUGUGCAAUACCAGUUGUGUGAAGAGCUGUAUGUGUGACAAGGGCUAUGUGCUUAAUGGAAAAAAGUGUGUGCCCCUGUCACAAUGUGGUUGUCUUUACAAUGAUAAAUACUACAAAAAUGGCCAAGUCUUCCAUCCCAAUGGGCUCUGUCAGGAGGAGUGCACAUGCAAUGGCAAGGUGAAGUGUGUGAAGUUCAGCUGUGGUCCCCAUGAGACGUGUGAGGUGAAGAAUGGGGUAAGGCAUUGCCAGGCUGUUGGAAAGGGAGUCUGCACCAUCUCAGGUGACCCACAUUACAAGACCUUUGACAACAGCUUAUAUGACUUCCAAGGUACCUGCACCUACACUGCAGCUCAAGGCUGCUAUCUAGAGGGCACACGCCUCAACCCCUUCUCUGUUGUGGUGGAGAAUGAGAAAUGGUACGCCAUGUCAAAUAAUCCAAAGGUGUCUGUUGCCAAGCUUGUGGCUGUAGAAGUCUAUGGUAAUACCCUGGUUCUAAGGAAGAAUCAAGCAGGAAUGAUAAUGGUAAAUGGAAUUAUGAUGAGCCUCCUGUGAAUCUUAACAAUGGAGCAGUGCAGGCCUACCAAGAGGGCACCUAUGAUGUCAUCACAACAGACUUCGGCCUGAGAGUCACCUAUGACCUUGUGUACCACAUCAUUGUCACCGUCCCUGGCAACUACCGGGGCAAGACCUGUGGUCUGUGUGGCAAUUUCAACGAUAACAAGAAUGAUGAGUUUCAACUGCCUGAUGGGAAAUUAACCAAGGACCUCCUGACCUUUGGCGCAGCCUGGAAGAUCAGUGUGCCACAUGUGGUUUGUGAGGAUGGCUGCAGCGGAGACUUCUGCCCCAAGUGUGAGGCAAAGAAGAAACUCAUAUUUGAGGCUGACUGUAGCAUCAUCACAAACCCUCAAGGUCCCUUCGUCGCCUGCCACAAUGUGAUAGACCCCACC
Oncorhynchus keta (chum salmon) is the source of this 2408-nucleotide messenger RNA. Its product is annotated as IgGFc-binding protein-like. Bases 79 to 2013 code for a protein of 644 amino acids. The transcript is spliced from 5 exons. NCBI's taxonomy places the organism in Eukaryota, Metazoa, Chordata, Actinopteri, Salmoniformes, Salmonidae. The record is from RefSeq and is a predicted model, not a curated record.